Messenger RNA from Lottia gigantea (owl limpet), 4299 nucleotides. RefSeq lists its product as hypothetical. The annotation marks the transcript as partial. Gene Ontology annotation, cellular component: histone acetyltransferase complex; transcription regulator complex. Gene Ontology annotation, biological process: positive regulation of transcription by RNA polymerase II. The record is from RefSeq and is a predicted model, not a curated record. Gene Ontology annotation, molecular function: transcription coactivator activity; zinc ion binding; protein binding. The transcript has 23 exons. Lineage: Eukaryota; Metazoa; Mollusca; Gastropoda; Lottiidae.
GAUCCUGAUAAAAGUAAACUUAUCCAGCAACAAUUAGUGCUCUUGCUGCAUGCUCACAAAUGUCAACGAAGAGAAAAUGCAAAUGGUGAACAAGCCUGUGCUUUACCUUACUGUCGUACAAUGAAAAAUGUCUUGACUCAUAUGACUUCCUGUACGGCUGGUAAAACAUGUCAAAUUGCACAUUGUGCCUCGUCUCGCCAGAUUAUUACUCACUGGAAGAAUUGUCAUAGAAAUGAUUGUCCUGUAUGCUUACCAUUAAAACAUGCUUCAGAUAAUAGAAGAAAUCCAGCUGGUAAGUAUUUAACGUCAAUUUCUGUUGUAGGUGGUGGAAACAUGGCUCCCAAUACUAACAUGACAGCACCUAGUACAUUGAAUGCUGUACCACAAGGUAGUGGUAAUGUUAGUGAAACAACGUUUAAACGAGCAGUUGAUGCUCUAGGUUUAUCUAAUCGUCCACAACCCCCAGUUCCCCCUAGUGCUACAACUACCUUGAAUCAACAAAAUCAAAAUAAUGCUUUACAAGCUAUAAUAGGUCCAGGUGGUAUGGCUCAACCACCCACAAUGACUGCAGCAUCAUCAGAAGCUUUACAAAAUAUUGCCAUGACGUCACAAAUGACUAAAGAUUGGCAUCAAGAUGUUACGCAAGACUUGAGAAAUCAUUUAGUGCAUAAAUUAGUACAAGCUAUAUUUCCUACACCAGACCCAACAGCUUUAAAAGAUACUAGAAUGAAAAAUCUGGUGGCUUAUGCUAGAAAAGUUGAAGGUGAUAUGUAUGAAACAGCUAAUAGUCGAGAGGAAUACUAUCAUCUUUUAGCUGAGAAAAUCUAUAAAAUUCAGAAGGAGUUGGAUGAAAAGCGUCAACAGAGAAUACGUAGUGGACAACCUGGUCCACCUGGUCCUCCAGGUGUACCUCAACCGAGAGCUAAUGCACCGCAAAAUGGCCCCCUUUCAGGAUUUAAUGCAGCUGAAAGUUUAGGGCUAACUAAUUUAGUUCCUGGUCUUAAUAAUUUAUUUAAUCAUCAACAACAACAACAGCUUCUUCAAGGUUCUCAAGUGAAUCCCAUGGCACCCAGAAUGCCUGGUAACCAACAACUCAUGUCUCCACCUUUAUCCCAACAACUUCAAAAUAAUUCUCAAUCUCAGCAACUGAUGCAACAGACAGGACAAGGUGGGCAACCACCGAGCUCAGUUUCCCAAAUACAUCAGUCACUGAGUAAAAUCUUGACACCACAAAACCAAACACCAACAUCCACUGUACAAUCCAACUCGUUGAACCAAGCCUCUGCUCAAUCAGCAACUGGACUGCCGCAACAACAGUCACAACAGCAACAGCAGUCCGGUAGUGGUAAGCAACAGAAUCAGUCUCUUGGAGGAUUGAUGGGUCCAGGUAGUGUACCUAAUGGCACUCAAUUAGGACAAGGUGGACCUACAUCUGUUGGUAAGACACUACCAGUAGCUACUUCUCCUGCUCCAGUUGUCUCUACAGCCUCUUCUUCCAUCAAUCAUGUAAGUCUAGCUUAUUAUCUUCUGUAUGUCAACUCAAUGGAGGUGAAGAAGGAAAUUAAAACUGAACCCACUUCUAAUAGUCUGUCAUCCUUAUUGUCAUCACCUAGUAAAGAUAUGUCUUCUACAACCAACGCUGAUCCUCCAUCAUCAGUCAGUAAUGGUACUGGUGUCAAGACUGAGAUUAAAAAUGAACCAGGAGUUGUCAAAACAGAACCUUCUGAAGCUAUGGAUACCACUUCUGCUCCACCUUCUGUCACACCAAAACCAGAAGGAGGCAGUGAGGGUACAACUGUUGCUGAAGCGGAUACAAAACCAGACACAGAAGACUCGUCUCAAGGGGCACCUUCAACACCUGUACCAACAGCACCUAAAUCAAAAAAGAAUACAGUCGAAUCGAGGCUUUUGAAAAUAUUCAAUUCUGUUUUUUCAGUCUUUAAACCUGAUGAAUUACGGCAAGCUUUAAUGCCAACAUUGGAGAAAUUAUACAGACAAGAUCCUGAAUCGCUUCCAUUUAGACAACCAGUAGAUCCUGUACAAUUACAGAUUCCGGAUUACUAUGAUAUUGUAACUAAACCUAUAGAUCUAUCAACUAUAAAACGUAAAUUAGAUACAGGACAGUACAAUGAUCCCUGGGAAUAUGUGGAUGAUGUUUGGUUAAUGUUUGAAAAUGCUUGGGUGUAUAAUCGUAAAACUUCUCGUGUCUAUAAAUUCUGCUCAAAGCUUGCCGAAGUAUUUGAAUCUGAAAUUGAUAGUGUCAUGCAAUCAUUGGGCUAUUGUUGUGGUCAUAAAUAUACAUUUAGUCCCCAAGUUUUAUGUUGCUAUGGUAAACAACUGUGUACCAUACCUAGAGAUUCUAUGUACCGUAGUUAUCAAAAUAGAUAUGUGUUUUGUGAGAGAUGUUUUCAAGAAAUACAGGGUGAUGAAGUGGAACUUUCUGAUGAUCCAACUCAAGUUGCAACGAGAAUUAAAAAGGACCAGUUUACACUUCAGAAAAAUGAUCAAAUGGAUUAUGAACAAUUUGUGAAUUGUAUUGAAUGUGGUAGAAAGCAUCAUGUGAUCUGUGCAUUGUGGUUUGAACCUAUCUGGCCAACCUAUACUUGUGAUAAUUGUUUAAAAGCUAAGGGUAUGAAACGAAAAGAAAACCGUUUUUCUGCAAAAAAAUUACCUACGACAAAAAUGGGUAAUUUCUUAGAAAAUCGUGUGAAUAAUUAUUUAAAGAAGAAAGAUGUCGGGGCAGGGGAUGUAUCUAUAAGAGUGCUAUCUAGUUCAGAUAAAAUUGUUGAAGUCAAACCUGGCAUGAAAUCAAAGUUUCCUGAUGAAGUGCCAGAUAGUUUUCCAUAUCGAUCAAAGGCUAUGUUUGCUUUUGAAGAAAUUGAUGGUGUAGAUGUCUGUUUUUUCGGUAUGCAUGUUCAAGAAUAUGGUUCUGAAUGUCAAAUGCCAAAUACCAGACGAGUUUACAUAUCAUAUUUGGACAGUGUUCAUUUCUUUCAACCCAGACAUUUAAGGACUGCUGUGUAUCAUGAAAUUCUUAUAGGAUAUUUAGAAUAUGCUAAAAACAUGGGAUAUACUGUGGCCCAUAUUUGGGCGUGUCCCCCUAGUGAAGGGGAUGACUAUAUUUUCCACUGCCAUCCACCCGAACAAAAAAUUCCAAAGCCAAAGCGAUUACAAGAUUGGUACAAGAAAAUGUUAGAUAAAGCUAUUAUUGAACGUGUUUGUACAGAUUAUAAGGAUAUUUUAAAAGAUGCAAUAGAAAACAAUUUUCAAAGUGCUACAGAAAUGGCCUACUUUGAAGGUGAUUUCUGGCCUAAUGUUGUUGAAGAAAGUAUUAAAGAAUUAAAUCAAGAAGAAGAAGAAAAGAAGAAAAGAGAAGAAGCUCAGGCUGCAGCUGCUGAAGCUGAAGCUGCAGAUUGUAAUGAUGAGGCUGAAGGCUCAAAUAAAGGCCGCAAUAAGAAAGCAUACAAAAGUAAAAAUAAUCAGAGGAAAGUGGCCAAGAAAUCCAACGUGCCACAGGGCAGCAACGAUCUCACUAACAAAUUAUAUCAAACUAUGGAAAAACACAAAGAGGUAUUUUUUGUGAUACGAUUACAUCCUCAACAAAACCCUCCAGGCAUGCCACAAAUUCGUGAUUUAGACCCUUUGUGUAGUUGUGAACUAAUGGAUGGUAGAGACUCAUUUUUAACGCUUGCUCGUGAAAAACAUUACGAAUUCUCUUCCUUUCGUAGAGCGAAAUAUUCAACCUUGGCAAUGUUAUACGAACUGCAUAAUCAAGGAAAAGAUGCCUUCUGUUAUACAUGUAAUGAAUGUAAAAAUCAUGUGGAAACCAGAUAUCAUUGUUCCGUUUGUGAGGACUUUGAUUUGUGCGUUAAUUGUUACAAGAAAGUUACUCAUCCUCAUAGAAUGGACAAACUUGGUUUUGAUCUGGAUGACGGCUCAUAUAGUGGAGAAAAACAAGAAAAUCCUCAGGAAUCUCGUCGUCAAUCUAUUCAAAGGUGUAUUCAGUCUUUGGUGCAUGCAUGUCAGUGUAGAGACGCUAAUUGCAGACUUCCUAGUUGUACGAAAAUGAAACGUAUUGUUCACCAUACAAAAACAUGUAAACGUAAAACUAAUGGUGGUUGUCCAAUCUGUAAACAAUUAAUAGCAUUGUGUUGUUAUCAUGCAAAACAUUGUAAUGAAGGAAAGUGCCAAGUUCCCUUCUGUACUCAUUUGAAACACAAGUUGCGUCAUCAGCAGUUACAACAGAGACUUCAACAAGCUCAGUUACUGAGACGUCGUAUGGCUAUCAUGACUGCAACA